This is a messenger RNA of Strigops habroptila (Kakapo), 7418 nucleotides long. RefSeq names its product TBC1 domain family member 1 (gene TBC1D1). Bases 179 to 4006 code for a protein of 1275 amino acids. The record is from RefSeq and is a predicted model, not a curated record. NCBI's taxonomy places the organism in Eukaryota, Metazoa, Chordata, Aves, Psittaciformes, Psittacidae. The transcript has 22 exons.
GGGCCGGCGGCGCCUGACAGCCCGCGGCUGCUGCCCGCCGAAGACACUUCCUUGCAGCGAGCACAUCCUGCGGCGGCCAGGCGGCGAAAUCUUCUGUUCCUUAAUCAAAGAACCUUCCAGAAAAGUCAUUCCAUGGAACUGAAAUAUUGAUGAAUUAGUCUGGGUAAAGGACUAUAAAAUGGAGCCAAUUACAUUCAAAGUUAAAAAUUACCAAAUACCGAAUGAUUUCUCAGCAAGUUUCAGUCUCCAGCUUGUUGGUUCUCUGCCAGUGCAUUCCCUAACCACCAUGUCAAUGCUGCCGUGGAUUGUGGCAGAGAUCCGGAUGCUCAGUGCAAAGUCUUCCAAAGAAGAACCUAGCGUCAGCCAAAUCCGACUGUAUGUUUCACCAGCGAGUUUGCGAUGUGAACCAGACACUGGGAAAAUCCAGCAGUGGGACCCUUUGAUUUAUUCAGGUUUGUUCGAACACAAGCCACAGCAUGUCCACAAACUGAUACACAACAGCCACGAUCCAAGCUACUUUGCUUGUCUGAUAAAGGAUGGAGCAGCAAAUCAGCAAAGUAUCUGCUAUGUAUUUAAAGCUGAUGAUCAGACAAAAGUGCCUGAGAUUAUAAGCUCUAUUCGACAAGCUGGAAAAAUUGCUCGUCAGGAAGAGUUUCAGAAUAAUCUCUCGGAUGUCGAAGACCCUUUUGCCAAAAAGUUUGAGGUGCUGUUCUGUGGACGGGUGACAGUAGCACAUAAAAACGCACCUCCAGCACUCAUAGAUGAAUGCAUUGAGAAAUUUAAUCGUGCAAGUUGUGCAAAAAAAUCAGAUUGCAACUCGUCGUCCCACCAACAUGAAACUGCCAAUAGCUUUGGAGGCUUCUCUUUCAGUGACAAAUUUCGGUCUGUCUUCCAGCCCUUGGUCAGCGAAGAAGAGGAGAAAAGGCCAAUUCGGAAAUCCUUUUCCCAGCCUGGGCUGCGUUCCUUUGCUUUUAAGAAGGAUUUGCAAGAGGGAAGCCAGAGGAGUAGCAGCUUUGUCAGGUCUUUUGAAGAAGAUGCCAUUUCACUGAACCUAAAAAGUCAACUUAUCUACGGACACAGUGUUGUGCAGCCAACAGACAUUGCAGAAAACCGGACAAUGUUGUUUACGAUUGGCCAGUCUGAAGUUUACCUUAUCAGUCCUGACACAAAAAAAGUAGCAAUUGAAAAAAGCUUUAAAGAAAUAUCCUUUUGUUCUCAGGGAAUUAGACAUGUGGAUCACUUUGGGUUCAUCUGCAGAGAGUCUUCAGAAAAUGGAGGCUUCCACUUUGUUUGCUACGUGUUUCAGUGUACAGAUGAAGCACUGGUUGAUGAAAUCAUGAUGACAUUGAAACAGGCUUUCACCGUAGCUGCUGUGCAACAAACUUCCAAGGCACAGCCCCAGCUCUGUGAAGGAUGUCCUAUGCAAAGCUUGCAUAAACUCUGUGAAAAGAUAGAAGGGUUACACCCUUCUAAGACUAAACUAGAACUACAAAAGCAUCUAACAACACUAAAUAACCAGGAGCAGGCCUCUGUUUUUGAAGAGGUUAAGAAAUUAAGACCAAGCAAUGAUCAAAAAGAGAAUGAGUUGGUUAUCUCUGUUUUGAGAAACAUGUAUGAAGAAAAACAGAAGGACCAUGUCCAUGUUGGAGAAGCAAAACAGACUUCACAACCCCCUACUGAGAAUGCUGUAAAUGAAGUGUCCAGCAGUGCUUCGAGAUUCAGAUUAGAUAUGUUAAAGAACAAAGCAAAAAGGUCUCUGACAGAAUCAUUUGAAAGCAUUUUGUCACGUGGCAGUAAAGCCAAAGGUCCUCCGGACAGUGCUGGUGCUGUGGAUUUGGACAGCUCCAUGUCCAGUUCCUUAAGCAGCACAAGUAAAGAAGCACCAUUGUGUGAAAAGGAGAAAGACAGACUUCCUGCGCUUCCUACAGAAAACGCUGUCAAGACCAGUGGAUCAGUGGGUGAUCUCUCCAGCGAUGCAGAUGAUUCUCCAGUUGAGCAGUCUGUUACGUUACCUCAACAAAGCUUUCGGAGGCGAGCAAACACACUGAGUCAUUUGCCAACAGAAAGCCAGGAAUCUCUGGUACCUGUUGAAACAUCGCCAUCUGUUCCCCAGAGGAAACUUAUGAGGUAUCACUCAGUGAGCACAGAGACUCCUCACAAAAGAAAUUCUUCUGGUCAACUUGCGCGUUCUCCUACUCUAGCUCGUCUUAAUCCUUCGGCCUCUUCGCCCAACUUCUUUAAAUAUCUAAGGCAUAAUUCAAGCGGAGAACAAAGUGGGCAUUUUGCACAAAAGAGCAUCUCCUACCGUACUGCCUUAAGGAAAAAGCUUCAUUCUUCUUCUUCUGUGCCAAAUUUCUUAAAAUUUCUGGCUCCUGUAGAUGAAAAUAACACCUCUGACUUUAGGAGCACAAGCGACUACGAAUCCAAACAUAGCCAGCAGGCCAUUGGUGAGGACAGCCCUGUAAGGACUCGACGGCAUUCAUGGAGGCAACAGAUAUUCCUGCGAGUGGCAACCCCUCAGAAAGCAUGUGAUUCUCCCAGCCGAUAUGAUGAUUACUCUGAACUGGGAGAACUUCCACCCAGAUCCCCAUUGGAACCAGUGUGUGAAGAUGGCCCUUUCGGGCCAGUGAAAGAAGAAAGGAAACGGACACCCCGUGAGCUUCGCGAGUUGUGGAAGAAAGCUAUUAUUCAGCAGAUACUGCUUCUUAGAAUGGAGAAAGAAAACCAGAAGUUACAAGCUUCAGAAAACAAUUUGCAGAACAGACGUCUGAAACUUGACUAUGAAGAAAUCACACCAUGCUUAAAAGAGGUAACUUUGAUUUGGGAAAAAAUGCUGAGUACACCUGGAAGGUCAAAGAUUAAAUUUGAUGUGGAAAAAAUACACUCUGCUGUUGGGCAAGGAGUACCACGUCACCACCGUGGGGAGAUCUGGAAGUUUCUAGCAGAGCAAUACCAUCUGAAACAUCAGUUUCCCAGUAAACAACAACCAAAGGACACACCUUAUAAAGAACUCCUAAAACAACUAACUUCCCAACAACAUGCAAUACUUAUUGAUCUAGGGCGCACAUUUCCAACACAUCCGUACUUCUCAGCACAGCUGGGAGCUGGGCAGCUGUCACUCUACAAUAUUUUGAAGGCUUAUUCACUUCUGGACCAAGAAGUAGGAUAUUGCCAGGGCCUUAGUUUUGUAGCAGGGGUCUUAUUACUUCAUAUGAGUGAAGAAGAUGCUUUUAAAAUGCUGAAGUUUCUCAUGUUUGAUGUGGGCCUGAGAAAACAAUAUCGUCCUGACAUGACAAUUUUACAGAUCCAGAUGUAUCAACUGUCUCGACUUCUUCAUGACUACCAUCGAGAUCUCUAUAACCACCUAGAGGAACAUGAGAUUGGCCCCAGCCUCUAUGCUGCUCCCUGGUUUCUCACUAUGUUUGCCUCCCAGUUUCCCCUUGGAUUUGUAGCCAGAGUGUUUGAUAUGCUCUUUCUUCAAGGAUCAGAGGCUAUAUUUAAAGUGGCUUUAAGCCUUUUGGGAAGCCACAAGCCCUUGAUUCUGCAGCAUGAGAACCUAGAAACUAUUGUUGAUUUUAUUAAAAGCACUCUCCCCAACUUGGGUUUGGUACAGAUGGAAAAGACCAUUAGUCAGGUGUUUGAAAUGGAUAUUGCCAAGCAGUUGCAAGCUUAUGAAGUUGAAUAUCAUGUGCUUCAGGAUGAGCUUAUAGAUUCUUCUUUAAAUGACAAUCAGAGACUGGAUAAAUUAGAAAAGGCAAACAGUAGCUUGCGCAAACAAAACUUUGGUCUCCUGGAAGAACUGCAGGUGGCUAAUGGAAAGAUCCAAAACCUUGAAGCCACAGUAGAGCUUUUAUUGACCAAUGAAGGCAAAUUGAAGCAGUCCAUUCUCACUCUUGAGCAGGAGCGAGCAGCUUUGCUGAAAACAGUGGAAGAGAUGCAGAAAAAGAUUGGUGAUACAGAUGGGAAGCCUCUACUUACUAGACAAGAACACAUGGUUGCUGACUGACAUUCACAGUAGUAAUGGAGCAGAGAAGCUGAGCAAGAAACAAAGGGAAGAACUGGGUCUUUCUGUCAUGAUCCGUGGGGAUUUGACAUUAUUACUUUCAUUGUACAUGCCUUACUGUAGCAAAGCAAGGUACAGGCAUGGUGGCUUCCUGUAUCAGAGAAGCCGGUUUCUCAUGGAGAAGGCUCGCUCUUCCUAGUAUGCAGAAAUACAGUAAGAUGCCACAUAGUAAUAAACAGGAGAAACUUAAUAGCAUGUGCAGUCAUACACAAUACACUGUAAAGAUGUUACAGAUUUUUACUAAGUGCUUUUAAACUGAAGUGCUUUGUGUUUGUCACGGAUUUUGUUUGUGUGUAGAUCACCACCAUUGUUAAAUGCACAUCCUUUAGAAGGUCCAUUGAAGAAAUAUGGCAAUGUAAAGCCUUUGAAUGAAUGACUGCCCCAUUGCAGCUAUGCAGCGAUAACAUUUACAGAGAGUUUUGUGAUUGGACUGGAGAUAUUUUUGACAGAGUAAUUCCCCUACAGGUUGACUGGGUUCUGUUAAUUAUGUCAUUUACACUUCAGAAAACUGCUUCCUGAUGCUUGAAGGUGCCAAUCCAUUGGACUCCAGAGAGCUGGACUUCAUCAUAUGUAACUAUGCAUAACGGGGGGGCUGCCAUCUGUUUUUAUAAAUACACUUUUUGUUUAACAACCAUUAAUUUAGUAUAUUGUUGGCAUUAUCUGAUAAACAUACUGUAUAUAGUAACUGCAUUAUGCUUAAAAAAAAUACACUGACAUUGCUUUGGUGAAGCCUGUGACUUUUGCAACAUUAUCCAAGGAUUUAUAUUCAUACUCUACAAGUUUCAUCUUAUUUAUUUCUGAUCUGCUAUGUGAUGUAGGACAACAACUGGGAAACUAAUGCCCACUGUCAUGUUUUUUUCCCCUUUAUUUGGUACUCUGUGCCCACCCAUCCUUUGGAAAGUGGUAUUCUUUCAGACUUUCUGAAGUAGUGGAGGCAUUUCAAGAGCUUCAUGUUGUGCCAGAUAUGCUUAAACUGUUUUAUAAAGGGUAUGGCAUUCUUUUUACAAUGCAUCUUUCAAGUCAGAUUACAUAUGUAAAAACAAAUAUUUCUCACUUAAUACAAUGAAAGUAGUUUUCAGGCCAGUUAAAGCACCACUGCUACAAGUGCAAUAAUAUCCAUGGAUAUCCAUUUGUUUGGGUUUGCUUCAGAAUUAGGAAUAGUGUCAUAAUUUUGUCUGGUCCCCAAGCACAAAGGUAAUAGGCAUCUGUGUUUUGUUAUGGUGAAGAUUCAUUCAGGAGAUGUGAGGGGUUUUAUUUUCUAUUUUUUUCUGAAAUUGAUGUCUCUAUUUUUAGAAUUUCAAAGCACAUACAGUUUCCUCUGACUGGCAAUGUAGAAAAGGUUUUGGUUUACUUUUUCCUUUUCUCAUGCAAAUCUGCCUGACACAUUGUGGUUGUAGUUUAAUAGCAGACCUGUAACAUUCAUCUACUGUGCAGAACAAAUACCUCUAUGUAGGUCAAAAAGAAAAAAGAUAAUUUACUCUUCAAUUUCUAGAAGCUUUGUUUGACUCUGUUGUGUCUUAAAUAUGUCUGGUUCUUGCAAAUCCACUCUGUAUUCACUUAGAAUGGAAAUUCCAGAUAAAUCAAUUAUUAUUAACCUAUUUACCUCUUAGGCUUGGCUUUUUAUUUGGAAAUCAUAUUGAAGCUCAUGCUUCAUGUUUAAAACCUUGUCAUAAUGGACCUUAUACUGUUAGAGCACUCAGUAAUGUUGCAUUUUUACAGCAUAGUGCCAUAAUUCAUACGCUGACUUUUUAACAAGAGUAAUAAAUAUAAUAAUAAUCUAUGCCUACAUCUAUGUUUGCACAUUUUUUGACACGUAAAAACAAAAACAUGUAAUUGGUGAGGUGACAGUUCAGAACAGCGUAAGAUGAGACCUUCCCUGAAAGUACAGUACCAUCUACAGCGGCUAUUAAUGAAAACUCUUAGUCCUCAGACUCUUCUGAACAUGCUAAGGAUCCACCUGUGGUCUUGGGACCUGCAUCUGUGUAUGUUGAGCAAGGCGAAGUAUGUUCCACAUGACUCCAGGAAUGCAUUCCUUGUUGUGAUGUUUUGCUUCUCUGCCAGUGUAAGUGGAGGACUACUUCUAGUCCACAACCUUUUAUUGAGAAUUUGUGUAAUGCCAGAAGUAAGUGCAUUUAAAUGAGUACUAAAGUCACUGUUCUUAGAAUGUGGCAAAAAGAUAACGAGCAACAUUUUGCUUUUGUGACUAUAUCGAUGUAACUGUUUCAUUGUACCAGGGAGUGGAAUUUUUCUGCAGGUACAAACGCAUUUUCUAUUUGCACAUAUGCAAAUUAAUACAAUUCUGUUAAAUACGUAAAUGCCUGGCAAAGUGAGGGAUCGUGCUGUCCACCAGUCCAAGGUCUGAACAUGAACAAAAUAGCUGAUUUAGUCUUUCUGUUGCUUGCACUGAAGCAGAUACAUAGUAUGUUUCUUCAGUAUGUCUUUCGCCAUCUUGUGCCUCUCCAGUUCACGAGGCCAAAGUGGAAGAGUGUGGAGGAAGGUAAUGGCAUUUACCCCAUUCCCAACUUUGGAAAAUCUGUGGGCUUCUCCCUUCAGAAGUAUGAGAAAGAAGUAAUAGAGCCCAGAGCUAGUACCAGAUACUUGCAUCCUUCUCCAACUACAUUCUGUCGCUAACCAUCCUUAAGGAUGUGUAAAAUUAGAUCUCCUGUUGUCUGACUACCAGCAGUUGUCAUUCAUCACAUAUUGUCUUCCAUAGAACAGCAAUUUCAGAUUCAGAGAAUGUUCUAAAAAAACCCCUGCUAAUCCAUACACUGGUCCUCAGCAGGAAUCCCAAAUGAACCACUCCUGGAAAAUCCAAGUUGAAAUAAUCAACAUUUUCUCCAUCUCACUUCUAUAGAUAAAAAUCCUCAGGAGUGAUGCUUAGUUUUUGAAGCAAAGAAAAAACAGUGAAGAUGGAAGGAAGGAAGGAGCUCACUUGUAUGUGUAACCUCGGCUUCCAUAGGUUCAUGACAAAGGCAGCAAAAUGUGCAGUCUGAAUGUGCUAGUGAAUGACAUUGAUGCAGCAGUCUGGAGAGAGGUUAGCCUGAACUGUGGAAAGAGCCAAAGUUGGCAUGCACACCUAGAAAAAGGUAGCUCCGCUAAACCAUAGAACGGAACAGUACUGAAUAGCUGGAGGACUUGCUCUGGUGUGGUUCUGGUUUGUUUUUUCCAACCAGUGCAAGCAGUAGUUUGUGGUAGGUACUUGCAAUUCCCUGUGCUUCUGACUGUUUGGUGUACUUUUAUACUUUGCCCUGUUGUCCAUCCAGAGAUCAUUACUUAAUGCAGAAUGUGAGAAUGAUGACAUUGCCUAUCAUGUGAGAAGGUCAAAGCACUUCAAUAAAAGCACAUAUUAUAGGUC